AUGGAGUUCGCUCAAUCCGCCACCAGUAUCGCAUUAAAUGUCGCCGUUUUGCUGUUUCCCCUCCCCAUGCUUUGGUUUCUACCCAUGUCUGCCCACAGGGUGUGGGAUCUUAUUCUCGUCUACGUGUUAGGUGCUCUUUGUUGCGCUGCUGCUAUUGUUCGACUGGUUCUCCUCCAUGCCUCUAUAGCCAAAGAGCCCACUGACCUAUCCGUAGUCCAUAUCCACUCCAAGCAGCUUGUCUUCAUGAUCAUUGAGACCAAUUGUUCCAUUAUUGCCGCCUGUUUACCAUGCUACGGUGCCCUUCUCCGUGGUGGGCAAUCACUUGCAUCGAUUGUCCGGUCCUUUCUUGCUAUCCACGGCCGGGCCAACUCCCCGUCCGAUUCCAGUUUUGCUAGCCUUCAUAGCGGCAAACACUACCCGAUCCACGGAAUCAGGGAUUUGGACGCCGAUACUGGUUCUCAGGUCGAACUCACGGGGCCUACGGAGCGUUGGUCGCGAACGACAACGCAGGUCACGAUCAAGGUCAGCGGGAACCCGCAUCAGAAUGAUGAGUGUCGCUCGCCGGGGAUUGUGGUUCAUACUGAACUCGACAUAUCUAGCAAAGGAGUUGAUCCUCGUGUUGCGCCCACCAAUGACGAGGCACGUGUCCCACCUUUUCUCCUCUUCGUCGUCAGUCGGAUUCUCCACUUACUGAUUGAAUCAAUCCAACAACAACAACACAAACACUCUGUCCCUUUACUCCAGUCAAACUCGCGGAGAGAGAGACUGUUUCUCUCCCUUUCCUCACUUGUACAACUCACUCUCAUUUUCAUACCCUUUAACUUCCUCCCUUUUCCUCCUUCCGACCUUCUUUCUUCCCCACUCCCCCCUAUUACUUCCUUCUCCAUGCCCCUCUUUAAAAAAAAGUCAAAGACUCCUCCGACGACCAACUCUGCUGCAUUCCGAUCAGUCGAGCAUCUCCCAUCUUCGGUCGCAUUCCCUGGCGAUCUUGACCGACGGUUUUCCGUCUCCACCAACGAACCGGUGCCGCCACUUCCACCUCAACAUCCUGCGCAUUCCAACGUGGUUCAUCGCUCGCAGAGUCACCGCCGUCCGAACGCCUUUGCCAACCAUUCGGUAGUCCCGCCCACCACUGCUGCGCCUCCGCGCAUUGUCGAUGCUGACCCUUCCGAUCAGUUGUGGCCACACCCACAGCCAGCAGAGAGACCAGAAGAACACGAAAACCCGCGACGGUCCAGAAGAAACCUCUUCUCCUUACACUCGCACUCUUCUUCCUCCCAAGCCCCUCGGGAGUCGACUGGGUUCUUGGAACGUAGUCGUUCCGUAAGGAAAACUUCUCCGGCCCCGCAACGACAGGAGCAACGUCCCCUGUCGGUGGAUACGGCCGCUGACCCCCACUCGCCAUCAAAAUCGAGGGAGCAUGUGGUAGAUACAACGCCAGACCCAUCAAAGUCUCCCGUACUACAGGACCAAGGAAUUCCCCACGAACCUCGACCUCGCUCGUCGCAGAACCCCUCUAUACAGCGAUCGAACACCGAUUCAUCGCUUCUCGAGCAGAUCUACCGCCCAUCCCCUGUGGAGCCCAAGCAUCCGGGCGAAUUAGCUCCGGGCCCGGUCCAACAACAACAACAACCACAACAGCAUAAUCAAUUGGGUCUUCCUCGUCCCUCAUCGCGACAGUCCCUAGGACCUCCCUCGCCGUUACCACCUCCACCUGCUUACUCCGACCAUUCUGCCUCACAGAGUGCCAUGUCAGAUCGUCCGCCCAGUGGCCAGCGCGCCCCGACGGCGACCCCACCUCCAGGCGGCCAUCCGUCAUACCCUCAGGGUAAUAACAACCAGGAUCCCACAGCGCGCACCAAUGCAGCCCAACAAUCGGAACCGGGCCGUAGCACGCCCACGUCCACCCGCAUUCGCGACGAAGGAGAGGUUGAUGUGCGUACUUUAGUGCAGAAACAUGACGAACUUCAGGCGAAGUAUUCCAAAGUCAAAAGAUAUUAUUUUGAGAAGGAGGCUCAGGUGCAACAGCUACAGAAUACCGUCGCCCAUCAGCGCAUGGCUGUGUCGCGUACAGUGCUGGACGAUAACGAGUAUGCCAACCGAUUCGGUCGUCUGGACGGCGCCAUCAAGGAUUUGGCGUUUGCAUUCCGAAAAGAGUGGAAAAGUCUUCCCAAGUGGUUGGCGGGUUACGUGAACGACGAUGCGCAUAUCACCGGCACGAAAGAGAUGACCGCGAUUGGUCGUGCAGUAAUUAGUCGGUGGCUUGUGGACGAGUUGUUUGAGCGUUUUUUCCACCCGGCACUGGAUCCCACCUUCAGUCGACAGUUGAAGAGCAUCGAGAUGAACCUGCGCCGGCAGCAGGGCAAUACUCUCACCGACGAGGAUAAAGAGAACGCGAUCGCACGCAUUUCCAAUUGGCGACGGACGACCUUGGAUGGCCUCACAGAUGCACUUCAAGGACCAGCUGCCGAAGAACACCGGGGCCAGCUGAUUGACCAUUUGGUUGAUAGUCUGGUUGCCAACCUGGUGUCAUAUCUAGGUGAUCCUCCGCCGCCCGGGCUGGACAACGGCGCACGCAUGAUUGUGGAGAAUGCUGUAGGUAUCGCGGACAAGGUCCCCUUGGAGUCGCGCGACGUCUGUAUUGAGUACAUCCAUCCCGGCACCCUCCUACACGAGCCGAACAUGAAAGUCGAGACCGGCCUUCCCCCACUCACGAACGUGAGUGCUGAAUCCGCCGCGGCGCGAGGGUCCGGCGACCACGAACGCCUUGAAGGACCGCCUGACGAGGCCGACAGAGAGUCGUCCGGGUCAACGAGCCAAGAGGGCACGCCAGGGGGCCCGCAUCCCGGACGCGAACCGCGCAUGCGGUCCGUAAUCAGCAAGGUAAUGGGACGGAGACAAAACCAGGGCGCUGCUCCGAGCCCCGGUGGCAAUGGGGACAUGCGCCCUCCCACGGCUAUGGAAGAACGGAACAGCCUGGGAGCGGGACGGAUUCGGUUUGCAUCCUUCAUUACUGCGGAAGUCAGAGGACGAGGUCCGAUGAAUGUGUUGGUCAAGGCGCCUGUAUAUUUGAUGGACUAA
Molecule: messenger RNA, 3081 nt
Organism: Aspergillus caelatus
Lineage: Eukaryota; Fungi; Ascomycota; Eurotiomycetes; Eurotiales; Aspergillaceae
Exons: 5
Coding region: 1-3081 (1026 amino acids)
Source: RefSeq, a predicted model, not a curated record